Molecule: messenger RNA, 2205 nt
Organism: Morone saxatilis (striped sea-bass)
Lineage: Eukaryota; Metazoa; Chordata; Actinopteri; Moronidae
Gene: ube2ka
Product: ubiquitin-conjugating enzyme E2Ka (UBC1 homolog, yeast)
Exons: 7
Coding region: 334-936 (200 amino acids)
Biological process (GO): protein polyubiquitination; proteasome-mediated ubiquitin-dependent protein catabolic process
Cellular component (GO): nucleus
Molecular function (GO): protein binding; ubiquitin conjugating enzyme activity
Source: RefSeq, a predicted model, not a curated record
CAUGCAGUUUGGUAUUAAAAUGUUUCCAGUACCACCAACCAUUGUGUUGUUACACAUUUGAGAUGAUAGACACACGUUGAGCUGAGGGUUUUUGGUUUUUUUUUGUGGAGGGGGCGAUUCAAACCAACCGCACUGGCAACCAGGCACAGACGGUGAACAACGUUGCAGCUGUUCAUUUUUGAGGUUGUAUCCACACACACACACACACACACAAAAAAAAAGUGUGCAGAGAGAGAGAGAGAGAGCUACUGUAGAGACAGAGCGAGCUUAGCUAACGAUAGUCAGGUCGGACGGCGGCGAGGCCCCAACCGGACGGGAAACACCGGGGAAACCAUGGCCAACAUCGCAGUACAGAGGAUAAAACGGGAAUUCAAGGAGGUGCUCAAAAGCGAAGAGACGAGCAAAAACCAGAUAAAGGUGGAUCUGGUGGAUGAGAACUUCACAGAACUUAAGGGGGAGAUAGCAGGCCCACCUGACACACCGUAUGAAGGGGGUAGAUAUCAACUAGAAAUUAAAAUUCCAGAGACGUAUCCAUUCAAUCCACCCAAGGUGCGGUUCAUCACAAAGAUCUGGCAUCCCAACAUCAGCUCAGUCACAGGUGCAAUAUGUCUGGACAUUCUCAAAGACCAGUGGGCAGCAGCUAUGACACUGAGGACGGUCCUCCUGUCACUACAAGCCUUACUGGCAGCCGCAGAACCAGAUGAUCCACAGGACGCAGUGGUAGCCAAUCAGUACAAGCAGAACCCAGAGAUGUUCAAACAGACGGCGAGGCUCUGGUCUCACGUCUAUGCAGGCGCUCCCGUCUCCAGUCCGGAGUACACACGCAAAAUAGACAAACUCUGUGCCAUGGGCUUUGAAAAAAAUGCAGUAAUAGUGGCGUUGUCGUCGAAAUCCUGGGACGUGGAGACAGCGACAGAGCUACUGCUCAGUAACUGAAUCUUGACACCCUCUUCAUCUUCAUCUUCCUCUUGAUCCCUAUCUCUCCUCCUCCUCACACAGUCACACCCUCUCUCCUCCAAAUUCCUGCUGUCUCAAGGCGUCCUUCCCCCUGUUGUUUCACAGUGGACUCCUCGCCUCCACGCUUCCCUUCUUCUCCACCCCUCUCCCUCCUUUAUCCCCCUCUGUGUGGCAUCUUGUCCUCCGCGCUCAUCACCUCUGCUGUACCACACUCCAGUUCGCUCUGUGAGCUCUUAUCUCUGGUUUCUUUAAGUCCAUUCAACAUUCCACUCCGUGCUACAAUCAGAAGUUCAACCACAUCUCGCCCCACUCUUUUGAAGCAAAUGCCAGACUUAAGACCCCGCCCACGCCCGCCAGUCUCCCAGCUUUCCUGGCUGUGUCCAAGAAGCGGCUGUGGCUUAUCCUUGCCUAUGCAGUGCAUUUACUUUCAUUUGUGAGAACCUUUUGUAGGAGAGAGUCGAGCCGUUGUAGGAGGCUCUUUUGAACAUGGUUACGAUUUGUACACACUGUUGGGCUGCUUUUCUAAACAGGGAUUGAGUCCUCGAUAUACCACAUUUUUAAAUUGAUAUCUCUUAUAAAAUGUUCUUGUGCUGUGUCCAACAUCACUAUGUUCACUCAUCCUUAUACAAUAAACACUCAGUAUUUUGGGCGUACUCUAAAAUGAGUAGUAAAUAGAUAUUUCUGGAAUCUUUUGAAUCAUUAUCUUGUUCCAUCACUGGGGAAUUUUUAGGGAACGUUUUUCACUUAAAAUUUAGUAAAUGUAGUGCAUCAGAUAGAAAAUAAGGAGUUAUUCACACGUACUUGAAAGAGUCUUAUUCCCUGUUCUGGAAACCAGCUCAUCAAGUGUCACUGAGGUGUUCACACAGUAGCCAUACUCAUUCUCAUGCCACGUUUGCCCCUCUUCAACUGUCUGACGAGCCCAAAGCAGCAAACCCCAGCGCCCAAUCCCCACACCUGUUCUUGACAUGGCUUACUUCACCUGUCCCCCACAUUUUUUAAAACUUUUAUUUGGUUUUGGCCUCCUGCAGGAAUACAUUUGGAUUCUUGUUUUUAAACUGAAAGAACACAAAACAAACAAACAAACAAAAAAAAAACAUGUUCAGCUGUAACACAACUUGUCACCAAGUCCGGAUGGAAAUAGUUCAAAAACGAGUUUGAAAAAUAUUGCAUCAUCUUAACUACGCCAACAGAUAAAUAUGUCAAAAUGAUUAAUCUGUAAAUAAAGAUAUUAAAGUCUGUGUAAAUUAA